GUGGUGGUGGAGGAGGAGGCCGUACAAGGCGCUCGCAAACUCGGCGCGUCGACAUGGGGAAGGAGAAGGCCGGCUUCCUCACGCCCAAGGCGAUCGCCAACCGCAUCAAGGCCAAGGGCCUACAGAAGCUGCGAUGGUAUUGCCAGAUGUGCCAGAAGCAGUGCCGAGACGAGAAUGGUUUCAAGUGCCACUGCUUGUCCGAGUCUCACCAGCGGCAGCUGUUGUUGGCCUCGGAAAACCCCGAGAACUUUAUGGACUUCUACUCAAAUGAAUUUUUGAGUGACUUCAUGGAACUUCUCAGUCGGAGAUUUGGAACCAAGAGGGUCCACAACAACAUGGUGUACAACGAGUACAUCUCGCACCGCGAGCACGUGCACAUGAACUCCACCAAGUGGGAGACGCUCACCGACUUGACCAAGUGGCUUGGCCGCGAAGGCUACUGCAAGGUGGAUGAGACGCCCAAGGGCUGGUACAUCCAGUACAUUGACCGUGACCCCGAGACGAUCCGGCGCCAGCAGGAGCUCGACAAGAAAAAGAAGCAGGACGUGGAUGACGAGGAACGCGCCGCGAAGUUCAUCGAAGAGCAGGUCCGGCGCGGCAAGGAGGGCGUCGAGGAGCAGGAGGAAACGUCCGUCUACACGGAGCUGAAGAGAGAGAGCGAAUCCCAGCUGGUGACGUUCAGCAUGGGGGCCGGCACCAGCACGUCGUCUGCAUCACUGAGACCCAGUGCCCUGGCGAGCGCAAUACAGCCGGGUGGUAGCACAAAGAGGAAAGAGAAGGGCCCCGUUGUGGGCGAGAAGGAUGGCAAGAAAAAGAAGUCUGCGCUCGAUGACAUCAUGGAGAUGGAAGAGCAGAAGAGGAAAGUGCAGAGAAGUGACUACUGGCUCCAUCCGGGUAUCGUGGUGAAGGUGAUUACCAAAAAGCUGGGGGACCGGUACUUCAAGAAGAAGGCUGUUGUUCAGGAGGUGCAGGGGAAGUACGUGGCGGUGGUACGCAUGACAGACUCGGGUGACAAGCUGAAGGUCGACCAGAUGCACGUGGAGACGGUGCUGCCAGCACUAGGCCGGAAGGUGCUGGUGCUGAACGGAGGCUACCGCGGUCUGGAGGCCGUGUUCAACGCCAUCCACGAGGACCGCUUCUGCGUCAGCAUCACCAUCGACUCGGGCCCCCUCAAGGGACGGAAGCUGGACAACAUUCCGUACGAGGACAUCUCCAAGCUCGCCUGAUGACGAUUUCCCACGACCUCUUUCUCAUCUUGGCAAUCGUCUCAAGAUUAAAAUGUCAUUCGGACCACCACAUCUCCUCCACCAGAUCCUGCAGUUGCCAAACGCACGGUCGAGACCUCCCCAGAUCACACCGCCAUCUGGCGUUAGGUCCUUACCCUUAUGGUUGCUGAACCGUAAGGAGAAGGUUGGUGGCCAGAACUAUAUAACAGGUGUAGCCACUUCAUUCCCAGUGUUUGUGGGUGCCAUUGGACUUCUUGAGGAUCAUCUGCCAUUGCUGAUAAAGUUUAUCCUGGGUCCCCCUACCCUCUGGCACAGCGUGUAAAAUAUACAGUCCUUUAAGAGGUCCACUCUCCAAAACCUAGGUGUUGUGGCACACACACGGACACACACGUUCCUGCGAUUUGUAAUUGAGGGUGGUAGAUCAUACGGACAUCCUCACAUUUGUUGAGACUUGCAACCGACCGGGCUGCCAAGGUCACAGUGGGGUGGCAGCACAGGAAAUAGAGUUCUUGACCCGCCUGUCUAGACUUGUUUAGCUUUGUCUGCUCAUACGCGCGGUGGGGUUUAUGCGGAUCCUUUGGUUUCCUCUCACGUGUGAAACACUCAUUGAAAAAAAAGGACAUUGUAUAAACGUUGUCAAUGCAGGAACCUCCUGAAAAAAAAAGUUGUGAGGCUUUCCUGGAUAAACAUAGAACUGUUUUUUUAUUAUAAUUGAUGCAGAAGCCACACAAACUGCAGGGACAUUUACACUGAGAGCAAGAACAUUUUACCGCGGCAUUUACAACCAGAAAAUCGGCUGUGAAGGUUUGGGAGUUUACAAAUCUAAAUUGUGAGUUCAUAGCAAAAUGUGACUAUCAUACGGCAUUGCUGCUUCCAAUGAGGCAUGUAGUGGUGUGGUUAAUGUAGAUCGACAGAAAUCAUUAUUUUUUUCCGAAGAUGCAUUUAACCGUGUGAUUCCACAAGAGAAGACAGUUAAAAAAUAUCAAAGUUUAGUUUUUUUCUUCUUGGUUCUUUCGGUAAAGUCACGUAGAAGGGAAAUAAUAAAAAUAAAACAAUAAAAUAAUUCUGACGUUUCAGCCACAACGCAAGUGGCCGUCCUUCAGACACUGUCUUCCCGACAGACCUGUUCUUCACCUGAGGACUGCUGCUUGCGUUGUGGCCGAAAAGUCGUGAGAAUUAUUUUAUUAUGUUUUAUUUUUAUUAUUUUAUUAUUUCCCUUCUACGUGACUUUACCGAAAGAACCAAGAUGAAUCCCUGCAGUCACGAAAGCUUUAAAUCGAUAUUGUUUUUUUGUAUCUCUAAUUAAUUAUCUUAAUGGUGAUAAUAAUAAUGGAGUGGCAGCCGAGGAAUGGAGUGGGUCAGAGAGGGAUGCCCAGCGAGGAGGCUGAAAGGAUCAUGAAGCAGGAUGGAUUAUUAUUCAAUAGCAGAUUCGUGAGAGGUUUGGUUUGGUGGCAGCUGCAUUGGGGGAAGCCCUUCAUCCUGCAGUGGAUUGACCAUGGCUGAUGAUACUUUAUUACAGUUUCCCUAACCAUUAUAUCUCACAGUUGACCUUAAAUAUAUUUUUGUAAUAUUCGCAUAUACAUACUCGUGCAACAACCGCCGUUCGCCACUAAGUGGCGGUGACAUCACGGUGUUUUUGCCAGGCUAGGUGCACCUUGAGGCCACGUGAAGUGUCGAAGGCUCGCUGGUAAGAGGUCACGGGGCAGACACUCGUGCAUGUAAAGACAUACACACAAAGACCCUCCUUUAGCCAUACAGGUGGUUGGGACAAAUGCAGACACUUGGACACAUUCACUCUGGUAGGGGAAACAAAUGUGAACAAAGAGAGAAUCUUACAUUCGUAAGAUAUGAUGGUAGAUCAAAUAAAUAUCACAUUGACGAGCAAGAGAGAAACGUAGUUUAAACAGGAGUAACUUUAAUGGCAUAAGAGUGGCGAAACGCCGUCGUUUCCUGCCAACUUGGAAGUUGAACGUGCAAUGGCGCUCUGACAUAAAACAAAACUUUGUAUUUUAUUUUACCAGUUAAAGUUCAUUGAGCUAUAUAGCUCGUUUUCAAAAGCGACCUGGCCACAAAUAAAAGCUCAACGGAGUGGCUGACCAUGUGCAAAUUUAUAGCAACCACCAAAUACUCUAAGGAGAUACAUUGUGUGUAAGGGCGCCUUGUAAACCUCAAUUGAACAGGAAGUAGACGCAUAACAGGGUCGGUACAGAUUCGUAAUUCACACAAAAAUCAGUUCACCGCCUUGUGUCAAAGAACAGCCCCUGAAGAGAUGACAUGACGACGAACUACUGUUGAGGACCCUGCAGUUGCCGGAGAAGUGGUUUGAACGUGAAUCCAGCAACGGGGGGCCCCGUUACUCAAAAUCGACAUUGAAAAUAAUUACCCCCACAUUUGAGUAAUUUAAGAAUUAAGCAUAUGGUGAGUGAUCCCGUACCGCGAAACUUUGCAGGAUUUUCCUGCAAAUGAGUAGUUUAGGCUUGGUGAGGCUUUCCUGGUUAAAUGUCAGGGAUUGAUUGACCCGUUUAAGUAUCCUUUGUUCUUGUGUUAUCUUUCACUUGACAGUAGCUGUUAUUUUUACCAGCCUGUAAAUGUUUCGUUUAGCUGGGGCGCUUGUACGAGUUUGUGCGCUCCUUGAUUUAGCGAUGCUUAUUGUCUUCGUAAUAAACGACUGAUUGUAUUUUU
Lethenteron reissneri (Far Eastern brook lamprey) is the source of this 3908-nucleotide messenger RNA. RefSeq names its product Kin17 DNA and RNA binding protein (gene KIN). Gene Ontology annotation, molecular function: double-stranded DNA binding. The record is from RefSeq and is a predicted model, not a curated record. Gene Ontology annotation, cellular component: nucleus. Lineage: Eukaryota; Metazoa; Chordata; Hyperoartia; Petromyzontiformes; Petromyzontidae. Gene Ontology annotation, biological process: DNA damage response; DNA replication.